Messenger RNA from Prunus armeniaca (apricot), 405 nucleotides. NCBI's taxonomy places the organism in Eukaryota, Viridiplantae, Streptophyta, Magnoliopsida, Rosales, Rosaceae. The record is from the annotation of a GenBank genome assembly.
AUGAAGCUCUACUUUCCACUUCUUCUUCUUCUUCUCUGUUUUAUUCUUCUUAGCUCCUCUUUGAUGGAAGCCAUGGCUCAAGCUAAAUCAGGACAUUGCUGUGACAAUUGCUCAAAGAUGUGUGAAGCAGAAGCAGUUCAAGAUCCAUGCAUCAAGUAUGAAGAAUGCAAGUGUGUGCCUUCUGGCACUUAUGGCAACAAGCAGUGCCCUUGUUACAAGGACAAGAAGGGAUAUUGCAGUGACGAGUGUUCAACGAGGUGUGCAGUAGCAGGAGCCCAAGAUCGAUGCAUUGAGUAUUGUGGGAUAUGCUCUGAAGAGUGCAAGUGUGUGCCUUCUGGGAAUUAUGGCAACAAGCAUGAAUGCCCCUGCAACAAGAACAAGAAGGGCAAGCACAAGAUAUUGUAG